CAUUGCAUUUCACAUAGCCUUGCUUUCCCAAAAGUUGUUCUCAUCCAGGGUGGACUGCAGUUUCGACCUCGCAUCGGUCAACACCCUCAGGGGGAGUCGAACCGCGACAGUGCAGGAUGGCAGCUUGACACGCCAACCACUCAGCUACACUGCCACGAGGGCCUUUUGGGUCACAGGGCAAAUAAUAUGAUAUGGCAAAAAGACCUGGCCUUCCUUGAAAAUUUACAUUUGCCCUGUGACCCAAAAGGUGCUCGUGGCAGUGUAGCCGAGUGUUUGGCGUGUCAAGCUGCCAUCCUGCACUUUCGCGGUUCGACUCCCCCUGAGGGUGUUGACAAGACCGAUGCGAGGCCGAAACUGCAGUCCACCCUGGAUGAGAACAACUUUUGGGAAAGCAAGGCUAUGUGA
Molecule: messenger RNA, 405 nt
Organism: Protopolystoma xenopodis
Lineage: Eukaryota; Metazoa; Platyhelminthes; Monogenea; Polystomatidea; Polystomatidae
Source: the annotation of a GenBank genome assembly